Messenger RNA from Emericellopsis atlantica, 2360 nucleotides. Its product is annotated as glycoside hydrolase superfamily. Gene Ontology annotation, biological process: xylan catabolic process. The record is from RefSeq and is a predicted model, not a curated record. NCBI's taxonomy places the organism in Eukaryota, Fungi, Ascomycota, Sordariomycetes, Hypocreales, Bionectriaceae. The transcript has a single exon. Gene Ontology annotation, molecular function: alpha-glucuronidase activity. The annotation marks the transcript as partial. Gene Ontology annotation, cellular component: extracellular region.
GAGCUGCAGGUGGGCAUCGAAGGCAUCCUGGGCCUCGAGCUCGACGUCAGCGACAGCAAGACGGACAAGGACACAUCCUCCAUCAUCGUCGCCACAGCACAGGCGUACGAGGACGAAUUUGGCAGCUUGCCUGAGGACGUCGACCUCAUUGAGGACGGCUUCUACCUGAGCAACAAGGGCGACGACACUGUGAUUAUCGGCUCGAACGAGCGCGGCGCCCUGUACGGUGCCUUUGAGUACCUCUCGAUGCUGGCGCAGGGUGAUUUCAGCAAAGUGGCCUACUCGACCAACCCGGACGCGCCCAUCCGGUGGGCGAACCAGUGGGACAACCUCUGGGACAACGGCACGCACGGCAGCAUCGAGCGCGGAUACGGAGGCGUGUCCAUCUUCUACGACGGCGUGGGCCACGUACGCGAGGACCUGUCGCGUGUGCCCAUGCUGGGUCGCCUGCUGGCCUCGAUCCGCGUCAACGGCAUCGUGAUCAAUAACGUGAACGCGGACCCAACGAUCCUGAGCCAGCGCAACUGGGACGGCGUCGAGGAGAUUGCCAACCUGUUCCGCCCUUGGGGCGUACGCAUCGGUAUGUCGCUCAACUUUGCGUCGCCGCAGACGUUUGGGGGGCUCGACUCGUUCGACCCGCUGGACGACCAGGUCAUCGACUGGUGGCAGGGUAUCUCGGACGAGAUGUAUGAGCGCGUGCCGGACUUUGCGGGCUACCUGGUCAAGGCCAACUCGGAGGGUCAGCCAGGCCCGAUCACGUACAACCGCACGCUCGCGGACGGGGCCAACAUGUUCGCCAAGACGAUUGCGCCGCACGGGGGCGUUGUCAUGUUCCGUGCGUUUGUGUACGACAAGCUGGACUGGAACGACUGGCACGCGGACCGGGCCAACGCGGCGGUCGAGUUCUUUGGCGAGCUGGACGGGCAGUUUGACGACAAUGUCGUGGUGCAGAUCAAGUACGGACCGAUCGACUUUCAGGUGCGCGAGCCCGUCUCGCCGCUCUUCUCGACGCUCAGGGAGACGCCCAUGGCCAUUGAGCUGCAGGUGACGCAGGAGUAUCUCGGCCAGCAGUGCCACCUGGUCUACCUGCCGCCGCUGUGGCAGACCAUCCUCGACUUUGACCUGCGCGUGGACGGUAAAGAAUCGAGGACGCGCGACGUGCUCAACGGCAACGUCUUUGACAAGAAGCUGGGCGGCUACACGGCCGUGACCAACGUUGGCAUGGACCAGACCUGGCUGGGCAGCCACCUGUCCAUGUCGAACCUGUACGCCUUUGGGCGUCUGGCGUGGAACCCGACGCUCGACUCGGGCGCCAUCCUCGACGACUGGACGCGCCUGACCUUUGGCCUCGGCCGCAGCGUGCGCGAGACGAUCCGCUCCAUGUCCCUCGAGUCGUGGCCGGCGUAUGAGAACUAUACGGGCAACCUGGGCAUACAGACGCUGACGGACAUUCUCUACACGCACUACGGGCCCAACCCGGCCUCGCAGGACAACAACGGCUGGGGCCAGUGGACGCGCGCGGACGGUGAAGGCAUCGGUAUGGACCGCACCGUCUGGAACGGCACCGGCAACGCAGGCCAGUACCAGCCCGAGGUGGCUGCUCGCUUCGAGGAGACGGAGACGACACCCGACGACCUCAUGCUGUGGUUCCACCACGUGCCCUACACUUUUGAGUUGCACUCGGGCGAGACGGUGAUUCAGCACUUCUACAACGCGCAUUACGCUGGCGCCGAGACGGCUGCCACGUUCCCAAAGAGGUGGGAGACACUCCGUGGGCGCAUGGACGACGAGCGCUUUGAGCACGAGCUGUACCGCCUCACGUACCAGGCCGGUCACUCCCUCGUCUGGCGCGACGCUAUCAACGAGUUCUACCGCAGCCUGUCGGGCAUCGCGGACGUGCAAGAUCGUGUGCGUAACCACCCCUGGCGCAUCGAGGCCGAGGACAUGGAUCUCGACGGCUACGCGCCCGUCGACGUGGAGCCAUUCGAGACAGCAUCGCAGUACAGGGCUGUUGUCACCAACGAGACAGGCACGGCGACGACGACGCUCAAUUUCCCGGAUGGCACGUAUAACCUGGCCGUCAACUACUAUGAUGUGGUGGGCGGCAACGCGACGUACACGGUGGCCCUGAAUGGGAAGACGGUGGGCACGUGGCAGGGCGAUGCGGAGUUUAGGCUGGGCAAGUUCCCGAGUGAGUAUCUGGAUGGGCACUCGGCGAUCCGCGUCACGUUUGAGGGUGUGCAUGUUAAAAAGGGGGAUGAGCUGGUGGUCACGGGUAUGGCGGACGGGUCGGAGCAGGCGCCUUUGGAUUAUGUGUCUGUGCUGCCGCUGGGAGUUGUAGAUUAGGGAGGGAGUAUCCA